GAGACGCUUUGCUGCGAUGGGGCUCGUCGUGGGGCCACUGUGGCUACUGUGGCUGGUGGCGGCGGCGGGCUGUCGGGGGCGGCUGUUCGAGCGGGCGGCGGUCAGGGAGGCGGCCGAGUACGGCCUCCGUAAGAUGAACGAGCUGGUGUUGGAGACGGAGCCGCGACUCUACAAGAUGGGCAUGCGGCUGAGCAGGGACGAGCCGGCGAGCUACGUGGCCGCCUUCAACGACCAGGGCGAGCGGGCGAGGCGGCUGGCGCGGUUCGGCUACGCCGCGCUGCAGGCCAGUUCCCGGCUCGCGCAGCAGGUGUACGAGGGUCGCGGGCCGGCGCCCGCCAGGUUUCCGCCCGUCUCGCCGCUGGACACGAGGCUGCACGAGCAGUGCCCCGAGGCCAUGGAGGGUCCCGUCGUCGACUGCCACGCCUCCGGCCGCCGCUACCGCCUCCCGGACGGCCGCUGCAACAACCCGGCGCACCCGCGCCGCGGCGCCGCCGUCUCCCGCGCGCGCCGCUUCCUGCCGCCGCUCUACCGCGACGGCCUGGAGCGGGUGCGCGACUCGGUGUCGGGGGGCGCCCUGCCCAGCGCGCGCGCCGUCAGCUCCGCCAUCCACGGGGACCGCGACGUGCAACUGGCCGGGGUGUCGCACAUGGUCAUGCAGUGGGGCCAGUUCCUCGACCACGACCUCACCGCGACUGCCCAGUCCAGAGGUUUCAACGGAUCCGUCCCCAAGUGCUGCGGCGACGGCGGACGAAGCUUCCAGCCACCUGAACUCACCCACCCGGACUGCCUCGCCAUCGCCGUGCCGCCGGGAGACGGCUUCUACGGCCGCCACGGGGUGCGCUGCCUGGAGUUCGUGCGCAGCAGCCCGGCGCCGCGGGCCGGCUGCGCGCUGGGCCCGCGCGAGCAGAUCAACCAGGUCACCUCCUACCUCGACGGCUCGGUCGUGUACGGCAGCGACGAGCGCCGCGCGCGCCGCCUGCGCCUGGGCCGCGACGGCCUGCUGCGCUACAGCCGGGUGCAGUACCGCCUGCCGCUGCUGCCCGCCUCGCCGCCGCCUCAGGGGCUGUGCCGGGGGCGGCGCUGCGUCGAGGCGGGCGACGGCCGCGCCAACGAGCAGCCCGGGCUGACGGCAGUGCACACGCUGUGGCUGCGCGCGCACAACCGCCUGGCCACCGAGCUGGCCCACCUGAACCCGCGCUGGGACGACGACCGUCUGUACCAGGAGGCGCGCCGGCUCGUCGGCGCCAUGCUGCAGCACGUCACCUUCGGCGAGUUCCUGCCCGUCGUGCUGGGAGAGGACGUGAUGAAGAGGUUCGACCUGCAGCUACGACGGAGCGGCCGCUACGACGGCUACGACAUCAGGGCGGACGCGACGAUCGCAAACGCUUUCAGUGCCGCCGCUUUCCGAUUCGGCCACAGCCUGGUGGAGCGCAGUCUGGCGCGCGGCGACCGCAACCACCAGCAGCUCAGCUCCAACGUGUCGCUGCACGAGGAGAUGGCGGACCCGGCCAGUCUGCGCAACAUCGGCGCCGUGGACCGCCUGCUGCUGGGGCUGUGCGCGCAGCCGUCGCAGCGCCGAGACGAGUUCAUCACGGAGCAGCUGACCAACCACCUGUUCCAGGGGCCGGGGCGGGCGUACGGCGCGGACCUGGCCGCCAUCAACAUCCAGCGCGGCCGAGACCACGGCCUGCCGCCCUACGGCGCGUGGAGGCGCCUGUGCGGGCUGCGCCGGCUGUCCGGGUGGGGCGACCUCGCGGGCCUCGUGUCCGCCGACACGCUCCGCCGGCUGCGGGGCGUCUACAGAGACGUCGACGACAUCGACUUGUUCCCCGGAGGAAUGGCGGAGCGCCCCGUGACCGGAGGCCUGGUCGGGCCGACCUUCGCCUGCAUCAUAGCGCAGCAGUUCAGCAACUUGCGCAGAGGGGACCGGUUCUGGUACGAGAACGGCGAGUUCGAGUCGUCCUUCACGCCGGCCCAGCUGCAGCAGCUCAGGAGGGUCACGCUGGCGAGGAUCAUGUGUGACAACCUGGACUCCAUCGACACCAUACAGCCGUUCGUCUUCCUCAUGGCGGACCACGACCGAAACCCACAUGUAUCAUGCAAGCUCAUCCCGCAGUUCGACUUGAAGCCAUGGGUAGAACACCAUAAGGAAUCGCACCCCCACUACCCUGGAGAUGAGACCUACAAUGGCGCUGGACUCCCGUCAGCUAGGCCGGAAAACGAAGCUGAAGAGCUGCCUUCCUAUCCUUCAGAGACCGGCGGCAGUCAGCACAAACCUCAGGCAGAGCAAGUCCUGCCAUCAUUUCUGAUCGACGAAGACCCGUUUGACGAGGAAAAUUCUGCGAGCGCCAGUGAAAGUGUCGUGCCCGCAUUCCUUGUGGAUACUGACAAGCUGGAAACUUCGCAAUCUCCGGACCAUCACUAUGUAACAGCAAGUGUUAAACCUUCUUACCUGAUUGAUGAUAAAUUUCAACAGUCCAAACCAACAGAUCACCACUAUACCUCAGAUGACCCAAGACCUUCACAAUCGAGUUAUGAUAAAUAUAAACCCUCCAGACCCACCCACCUUUACACCACACAGAGUGUAAAACCAUCAUAUCUUGUUGAGGAUAAAUAUCAGUCCAAACCACAUCACCAUUACACCACGGAGAAGACAAAGCCAUCAUAUCUAAUUGAUGACAAAUUUCAGCACAGCUAUAAACCAAAUCACCAAUACACAACCGAAUCGCCUAAUACACCUUCUCGCCCGUCUAUAAUAGUUAUUGAAGAUCAGCAUUACAAUAAACCAAAUCAUCAAUACACAAACGAAUCGCCUAAUACACCUUCUCGCCCGUCUAUAAUAGUUAUUGAAGAUCAGCAUUACAAUAAACCAAAUCAUCAAUACACUACCGAAUCACCCAAUGCACAUUCUCGCCCAUCUAUUAUCAUAAUUGAAGAUUACCAGCAUAACCAUAACCCAAAUAAUCCAUACAAUACUCAGUCGCACAACACAUCAAUUGAAGAAGAAUAUAUAAAACCUCCCAGACCAUUCGGGUCCAAGCCAACUAUCGAGGUGAUCACAACACGUCCACAGAACUCUUUCUCAGAAACUCAUUUCCCUGGCUCCAGCAACCCUGACGAUCACUACGCCGGGUAUCGUCCAUCCGAUUCCGAGGAUCCUAUUUACAUCAUCAUCCCUGGUAAAGAACCGGGGUCCCAGACUUCCGGCUACCACGAGCACAGUCGCCCGGACAAGUACCACUCCACUGGACCUUCUGCCUUCGACAGACCCGCCCACAUGUACGAGGAGUACCUCCUGCCGGGGUCGGACGAACACCGCGUGUCCUCACAGAGACCGGGCCAUCCUCAAACAUUCGCUCACAGCUCCGGGUACAAGUCCACCAGCAGACCGUAUUCCUUCAUAGAGCGUUACAACGAGCCGGUCUACUACUACAACGGUGACAGGAGGGAGCAGCAGGCGAGCAGCUACCUCAAGUACGUAGGACUUUGGUUGCCGGAGGAGUUGGACCCUGAAACAAGCACGAGUCUCGGAGAUGAAGCUUCCCAGGGAAGUGACGGCUCGGGCGACGGCAUUCCAACGGUCGGCAGAGACGACGAGUGGAGUUUCGUCGAAGAUGACGUUGAAGACGACUCGAAAUUGCCGGAAAUGCCUCGGAUUGCCGCUGAUCCGCUAGCCUUGUUCGAAAUACCGAAUCCUAUAGCCCUAUUCGACGAGGAAGAGCUAGGUUCAGGUGACGACAGCAGGUCAUUGGCAUGAGGAAUAAAUGAUUCAUUUAUCAUAGAGACGGAUGGUUUGAGAAUUUAAAAAAAAAAAUUCCUGUAAUUUAUUGAAUGGGUAAAGGUGACACCUCAAAACAACAGCCACUAGAAAAUACAUUUAUCAAAAAAUGCAGAUUUCUUAGGUAAAACUCAGAUGUAUGACUCGUAUGAUUUGGUGCUCGAGAAGAUAACAAAACUUGGGAUUUAACUUUGAACAAUAGAAACAUUAAACUGGUAGGUAUAUUUUCUUUGGAUUCUAUUUAACGAAUAUCUAUUAAAUGUUUGCUGGAAUUGUUCAUAAUAUGUGAGACACAAGACUAAAUGGUGCUCAGUUCAUGAUCUCGUUAUUUAUGAGAAAAUCUUUUCAAUUCAGUAAAUUAUAAAAAGUAAUAUCGCAAGUAGUGAAGUAAUAAAAAGAGUAUGAAAUGAUUAAUAAUCUCUUUAAACAUGUACUUUAUUGAUUAAAUAGAGUGUAGUUAUAUUUUUACACAAACUUUCCACAAACUAAGCUAUUAUUUAUUUUAUAUUUAUUUAUAUAUUUAUUUCAUUAAUAUUUUUAAUAUUCCUUUAAGUGUAAUAGGCAUGUUUCUGGUUUAUUAUAUUAUAAUCUAAUUCCAUUUGUGUGUAAAGUGGAAAUCCUACUUAAUUCUAUAAUAAUUGCUUCCAACUAGUCUUGGUUGAGAUUUGAGGUGAAAAUGUAAUGUUAUAUUUUGUGUAUUUUUAAUAUGAGUUUGAAUGUAUGAAAUAUGUUUCUGACUUGACUAAACGACAAUGUUCUGUGAAAAUUACUACAACUGACUUAAAACUUUUAUUGACUACUCCACUCUGUACAAUGAACAACACACACGAAGACUCUCCCGACGCUGACUUUUGAAAGUAUCCAACCACUAGUUAUCCUUGGCACUAAACUAUCCAUGUUACAUAUCAUCCAAGAAGGAACAUAAACUGAAUGAGUCACAAAUAUCACGCAAUAAUUUAUAUAUUUUUUAAAGAGAAAAUUAUUAAUGAUGAAAAGACUGUUCCACUUAUGAGACACUAAUAAAUAUUAAGUUAAAAUAUUAUAUGCCAACUGAAAACCAAAUCGUUGGUUAAAAAAUCGAAUACGUUCAUUGGUCUAACCGAAAUCAUUUCUCAGUAAAUAGACCCAAACAGUAGUCAAAAUGAUUGCGAAAUAAAUAUUACUCUCUGAACUAUAACUCUCAAUCUCCACACUGCCGAGAUUCAUAAUAACAAAUGGACAACAGUUAAGUCAGCCGUAUGAAAUAAAAUACUUUUCGUUGGACGUUCUAAGAUAUAGUUUUUACCUUUAAAAAAAGUGCUAAUAUUAAUACAUUACAAAACUGUAAUGAAGUCGUGUUUGAGCAUAAAAAAUAAUUUCAAAAUAAUGACAGAUUCAUAAAUAAAUAUAUAUUUUUUUAAAUUUCGAUCAGUUAAUUUGUUGGAGCACCAGGCUUAAACUAUCCCAUGGAUUUCAAUUAAUUUCAGCAUGAAAAUAUGAAUGUCGUGGAGUAACAUUUAGGGCCUUUAUUUUUUAUGCCUAUAUGGAUGCACAUCUAGUUUUUUUUACGUAUGGCUCUAAAAUUAUUCCUGUGAACAAAAUCACAGGCACAGCUAGUAAAAUAUUAAUGAAUUUAUAAAACUUACUUAUAAAAAAAAUAUUUAUUGUUGUGUAUCAUUAGGAAGUUAAGCUUUUUCAUAGUAAUAUUUUUCAGUAAUUUUGAUGCAGCUUUUUCAUUUUCUAAAAACCAACCUUUACCUCCUCAUUUAAAUACCUGAAAAGUGUAAACGCUUAAAUAAAAAAUAUAUUUUUAAUUAAUUUUAAAUUAAUAUGUUUUUGUAGACAAAAACAUUGCCUUAAAAUAUAUACAAACUACCAAUGAACUAAAUAGUGACUAAUCCAGUAUAGCACAGAAUCAAACUUACUAACAUAAUAUUAAAGUUAUUACAUAUUAAGAAUUAUAGUGUUUUAAAAAUCUCUAUGACAUUAAUUAUUUCCACUGACUUGUGGAAAGUUUUACAUUUUUCAUACCGUUAACAUAAUUUACACUCUUUUUUUUUAUGGACGCGUAAGACUGGCGUGAUGCAAGACAUUAAUUCGACCUCCAUCCCCAGCCUUACUUAAUUUAUAAGCACAGAGUUUGGAACCAUGUGAUUCGGAACCCACAAAAAUGUUUGUUUACCAAUCGCAUUAUCUAAUCAUAUGCGACCUACAUCACUACCUAACUUUAAAAUUUCUUGAUUAUCAAUACUCACGUGUAAAUUAAAUCAAAUUUCAAAACAUUGUACAAUUUUACCAUGACGAACGAACUGAAAUCUACUGAUAUAACGAUGUUUCAGUCUAUAGUAGACUAUAAUUUUCAUUUAUUCGCAUCGCUGUUAGUAACCAUAGAAGUAAUUCUGAGACGAAUAUGCUCCUGCCAUUCUGGUGUCAGUAGGAGAAGAGUAGCAAAACUUGACUGACAAAGAUAAGUGACUAACUAACGAGGAUAAUGAGGAAAAAAAGGGGUGAAGAAAGAGCUUGGACCGAACACACAAAAAUAGGAACUGGAGAAGAGACGCCACCGACUAAAAGGAAACAUAAAAAAAUGAGAUAGGUACCACAGACUACGAAAUAAUGGGAUUCAGAGGGCGCGACUGACUGCGGAAGAAAAGGAAGAAAGAUAGACCAACUGCAGAGAUAUGACCGACUCUGUAAGAGUAGGGAGAGAGACGUGCCCGACUGUGAAGAAUUGGGAGAGAGACGUGCCCGACUGUGAAGAAUAGGGAAAGAGACAUGACUGACUGCGGAAAAGGAGAAAGAGAUAUGGCUGACUGAGGACGAGUUGGUAGAAGGACACAACAGACUCGGAAGACAAGGGAGAGAGAGACACGACAAAUUGAGGAAAAGUAGUAAUAUAGAUUAGACUGACUACAGAAAACAAGAGAAAGGACACGAAGAACUGCUAACUAGUUGAGAUAUCAUUAAUAGGUUAGAGGCAUUUUUGAUUGCAGGGAAGUAGUGAGAUAGAAUGCCGACUGCAGAGUAGUGAUAGAUGUGUCAUAAUGUAUAGCUGUGAUAUAUCACUCUACUGCUGAGUGCGAGAGAUGUGUCAGACUGCGGGGGAGUAGUGGGAGAUGUACCUGACUGAAAAGGAAAUACUGCGUAUGUGACCAACCGCAAGGGAGUAUUGAGAGAUGGAACUCACUCUGGAGAGUAGUUAGAUAUGUCACCAUUCGUGGAGUAGUUAGGUUGAUACCUAGUGUGAGGAGUAGUGGGAAAUGUAACUGACCGUGGGGAGGUAGUUUGAGAUGUGACCGACUGAGGAGUAGUGAGUUAUGUUACCAAUGACUGGAAAUUGUUGGACGUGACGUACAGCGGGGUAGUAAGAGAUGUGACCUAAUAUAGGGAAGUAGAAAAAGGCAUGACUGAAUAUAGGUAUGUGAGAAGUGAAAGAGAUGUAACGGACUGUGGAGGUGUAUUGACAGACAGCGCGACUUUGGGAUAGUAGUGAAAGACAUGUCCGAUUGUGGAGGAGUAGUGAGCGACGUAACCAAUUGUGGGGGAGUAGUGAAAGACUUGACUGACUGUGGGGGGUACAAUGAGACGUAACAGACUUUAAAGGAAGUAUAAAGAGACGUAACUGACUGUGGGAAGCAGUGAGAGAUGUGAUCGACUGUGGGGAGUAGUGAGAUAUGUGAAAAAGGCCUCGGAAGGGCAAUGAGAGAUGUGACUGACUACAUAGGAGGAGUAGUUAAAGGUGUGACCGACUGGGAGGUAAUAUAUUUAGAGACUUGUCCGACAGUGUGGUAGUAGUUAGAGACUUGACCGACUUUAGGGGAGUAGUGAGAGACGUUACCGACUGUGUGGAGAAGUGACAUAGUUGUCCGACUGCGGGGGAGUAGUGAGAGACAUAACUAACUUUGGAGCAGUAGUAACUUGACCGACUGUAUGAGUCCAGUUAGAGAUGUGACCGACUGUGGGGAGUUUUGCGAGAUUUUACCGACUGAGGGGGAGUAGUGAGUGACAUUAAUGGCUGUGUUUGAGUAGUGAGAGAUGUAACGGGCUGUGGAGGAAUGACUAUGGGGAAGAAGUGAAAGAUGUAACAGACUUUGGAGGAGUAGUGAGAGAUGUAACAUAAUAUGAGGAGUAGUGAAAAUGUGACCGACUGAGUUGGAGUAGCGAAAUAUCUUAUUUGCUGUGCAUGAGUAGUGAUAGAUGCAAUCGAUUGUGGAUGAGUAGUGAAUGAUUGGACUUACUUUGUGGGAUUUGUGUGAGACGUUACCGACUUUGUGUAAGUAGUGAGUAAUGUGAGCGAUUGUGAGGGAGAAGUUAGAGGUGUAAUCAACUGCAGGGUAUUAGUGAGAGUUGACAAACUUCAGUGUAAUAUAGAGGAUCAUGUCAGAUUGCAGGGUAGUGAAAAACGAGUUGGGAUCUAUCAUAUGUUGAUGGGAAAGAUUUUUAAGUAGGUUUAAGACUUGAUUUUCAAAGAGGUAGAAAAGGAAAGAGCAAAUAAUUUACCAAAUGUUUUUUGGGACUGAAGACAUGUUUGACUGGGAAGGCAUGGAAAGAAACCUUACUAUUGACCAAGGGGAAGUAAUUGACCUGACUGACUACUGCAGAGAGGGAAACAAUCUUUAUACUACCCAUAGAUAUUCAAAGAGGAUUAAAUUUAUCAUUAAACUCAUUUAGACUACCUAAAGUAACAUUAAUUGAUAGUGACAGUUUCGUAGGCAUAAUGACUGCGAAUAACAUUUACACUAACGGAUAACGAACGGAUGGAGACCAUCACUGACUGUACCAAUAAUAAAUUACACCGACCAAUAACGCCAAACCUUUAAACCCAUCGACUGUGCCUUAACCUAUGCCAAUCGAUGGUGCCCGAGCAUUAUGCCUAACGAUGGUGAACGGCCCUUAUGUCCGCGGCUGGUGACUUUUCCUAUGCUCAUGUACGACGACCAAUCCUUAUGCCCAAAGACGGCAAUCCAUCAAGCCCGUUGUCAGCUCCCGACGUUUACGUCCUUAUGACAGUGAAUGACCCUUGCGACAAUGGAUGGCGACCAUCUAUUGUACCCAAAUAAGACGAUUAACUCAUAAGCCGAUUACACCUACGCACUGCGAACAAUACUUAUACCCACGGUUAGCAACCGUCAUAACCAUCUUGAAGACACCCUAUGAUAUUUUCUUGAUAAUAACUUACAUACCCAUUUAAGUACCCCCCAAUGUAUCGUUUUAAUUCGAAAAUGAUACCUGAUAAGUGACUAUAAUGAUUUACUCCACAGACCAGUGACCGACGUUUAUUCCACAGAUAGGCGAUUAAUGUCUACUCCACACUGAGAGAACAAUGGAUACUCCAUUGACGAGUGACCGACAUUUACUCCACAGACGAGCGACCUACGUUUACUCCACAAACCAGUGACCUAUAUUUACUCCACAGACCAGCGACCUAAUAUUACAUCCCUAGACAAACGACCUAAUUUUACUCCACAGACGAGUGACCGACUGUACAUUAAUACACCAGCGACCUGAAGAACGACAAAUGAUUACUCCAUAGAUAAGCAACCGAUGUUCAAUCUAUAGAACAGCAAACAACAUUUACUACACAUACGAGCACAGUGAGCGACCACAGACGAGCGACCAUAUACAAGCGACUUAACUUUAUUUCAAAAACCAGCGACAGAGUUUUACUCAAGUCCAGCAACCGACGUUUACUUACAGACAAGAGACCGAUAAUUACUUUACAGACGAACGACCGAUGAUUACUCCAUAGACCACCUGACAAUGUUUACUCCAUAGAUCAGCGACCUAUGUUUACUCCACAGAUCAGUGACCAACAUUUACUCUAAUGACGAGCGACCUAAAUUUACUCCACAGACGAGUGACCGAUUGUUAAUCAAUAGACCAGCGACCUACUUUUACUACAUUUACCAACGACUUACUUUUACUACAUAGACCAACGACCAUUGUUUACUCCAUAGGAGAACAACCAAUGGUUACUCCUUAGAUAAGCAACCGAUUUUCAAUCUAUAUAACAGCAAACAACAUUUACUCCACAGACCAGAGACUGACGUUUACUACACAGACGAGAAACCGACGUUUGUUCCACAGACGAGCGACCAAUGAUAACUACAUAUACAAGCGACCGAUCUUUAAUUCAAAAACCAGCGAUCGACAUUUACUCCUAUUCCAGUGAAUGGUGUUUACUCCACAGACGAUCGACGGAUGUUUACUCCAUAUACCAGCGAAAUACGUUUACUAUACAGACAAGCAACUGACAUUUACUCCACAGACCAGCAACUGACGUUUAGUUCACAGACGAUCAACCGAUAGUUAAUCCAUAAAAAAGUGGCUGACGUUUACUACACAGUCUAGUGAUCACGAUUUACUUCACAGGCGAGCAACCUAUCUUUAAUCAAGAGACCAGCAGUCUAUGUUUACUCCACUGAUCAGCGAUCAUCGUUUACUCUAUAGAAGAGUAACUGUAGGUUAUCCCAUAGAAAAUUGAUCGAUAUUUGCUCUUUAGGACACCGAACAAUUUUUACUCCAUAGAUCAGCAACUGAUGUUUACUACACAGAAGAAACAACGAUGGUUACUCCAUAGACCAUGAGACCGACAUUUACUCCACAGACCAGCGACCCACAUUUAUUCCACAGACCAGCGACCCACAUUUAUUCCACAGACGAAGUACAUAUGGUCACUCCAUAAACCAGCGACCGACAUUUACUCUAUCGAACAGCAAACAACGUUUACUUCCCAUACCAGCGACCGAUGUUUGUUACAGAGAACAGGGACCGACAUAUACUUAACAGACCAGCAACCGACGUUUACUCCACAGACGAGCGACUAACGGUCACUCCAAAUAGACGAACCUGUUCUUUAAUUCCAAAACCAGCGACAGACAUUUACUUCAUAGUGCAGCGACUAACAUUUACUUCAAAAACUAUCGAUGGACGUUUACUCAAUGUUUAAUGACCGAAAUUUAUUCCAAAAGCUAGCCACUUACUUAUACACAAAAGACCAGCAACCAACAGACAAUUGACAGAAAUUUACUCUACAGACAAACAACCGACUUUUACUCUACAGAACAGUGAUAUAAUUUACUUUCACCAACCAGUAACAGACAUUUACACAAUAAAAUAUUGACCGAAGUUUAUUCCACAGACCAGCGACUCACAUUUAAACCAAAGACUAGUGACCAACAUUUACUUCACAUCUCAGUGACCAAAGAGUUCUUCACAGAUCAGCUACUGAUGUUUACUCAACAGACAAGCGAAUGCAAUUUUACUGCACAGACCAGCAACCUACAUUUAUUCCACAGACUGGAACCGAUGUUGAUUCUGUAGACCAGCGACCAACAUUUUCUCUACAGAGCAGUGACCGACGUUUACUUCACAGACCAGCGACUGACGAUUAGGCCUACUCCACAGACAAUAACCAAAGUUUACUCCGGAGACCAGUGCUUGACAUCUACUCCUAAGACUAUUGAACUAUGAUUAAAACUAGCGACCGACAUUUACUCCACUAGCAGCUGACAUAUACUUCAAAGACAAGUGAUUGAUGUUUACUUCACAUAUCAAUGACUACAAUUUACUCCAAAGACUAGCGAACGACAUUUGCUUAAAAGAUUAGCAAUCGAUGUUUACUCCACAACUUAGUGAUCGACAUAUACUCCACAGACCAGACUCCAGAAUAUUUUAUUCGCAGACAAUUGACCUAUGUGUUCUCCACAUACCAGCAACAACCAUUUACUCCACAGUCCAGCGAUCGAUAUUUUACUCCACAGACCAGCGACCGACGAUUACUACAGAUACCAGCGACCGACGUUUACUCCACAGACCAGUGACCGACGUUUACUCCACAGACCAGUAUCCGACGUUUGCUCCAGAUACCAGCGACCUAUGUUUACUCCACAGACCAGCAAACAACAUUUACUCCACAGAGCAGUGACCGACGUUUGCUCUAGAUACCAGCGACCGAUGUUUACUCCACAGACCAGCAAACAACAUUUACUCCACAGAGCAGUGACCGACGUUUGCUCCAGAUACCAGCGACCGACAUUUUACUCCACAGUCCAGCGACCGACAUUUUACUCCACUGACCAGCGACCGACAUUUUACUCCACAGUUCAGUGACCGACAUUUUACUCCACAGACCAGCGACCGACAUUUUACUCCACAGACCAGCAAACAACGUUUACGCCACAGACCAGCGACCGACGUUUACUCCACAGACCAGCAAACAACAUUUACUCCACAGACCAGCGACCGACGUUUACACCACAGACCAGCGACCGACAUUUUACUCCACAGACCAGCAAACGACAUUUACUCCACAGACCAGCGACCGACAUUUACUCCACAGACCAGCAAACAACGUUUACUCCACAGAUCAGCGACCGACGUUUACUCCAGAUACCAGCGACCGACGUUUACUCCACAGACCAGCAAACAACAUUUACUCCACAGACCAGUGACCGACGUUUACUCCAGAGACCAGCGACCGACGUUUACUCCACUGUCCAGCGAUUGACAUUUUACUCCACUGUCCAGCGACAGACAUUUUACUCCACUGUCCAGCGACCGACAUUUUACUCCACUGUCCAGCGACCGACAUUUUACUCCACUGUCCAGCGACCGACAUUUUACACCACAGACCAGUGACCGACAUUUUACACCACAGACCAGCGACCGACAUUUUACUCCACAGACCAGCGACCGACAUUUUACUCCACAGACCAGCAAACAACGUUUACGCCACAGACCAGCGACCGACGUUUACUCCACAGACCAGCGACCGACGUUUACUCCACAGACCAGCAAACAACAUUUACUCCACAGACCAGCGACCGACGUUUACACCACAGACCAGCGACCGACAUUUUACUCCACAGACCAGCAAACGACAUUUACUCCACAGACCAGCGUUCGACAUUUUACUCCACAGACCAGCGACCGACAUUUAAUCCACAGACCAAAGACCGACAUUUUACUCCACAGACCAGCAAACAACCUUUACUCCACAGACCAGCGACCGACAUUAAACUCCACAGACCAGCGACCGACAUUUUACUCCACAGACCAGCAAACAACGUUUACGCCACAGACCAGCGACCGACGUUUACUCCACAGACCAGCGACCGACGUUUACUCCACAGACCAGCGACCGACGUUUACUCCACAGACCAGCAAACAACAUUUACUCCACAGACCAGCGACCGACGUUUACACCACAGACCAGCGACCGACAUUUUACUCCACAGACCAGCAAACGACAUUUACUCCACAGACCAGCGUUCGACAUUUUACACCACAGACCAAAGACCGACAUUUUACUCCACAGACCAGCAAACAACGUUUACGCCACAGACCAGCGACCGACGUUUACUCCACAGACCAGCAAACAACAUUUACUCCACAGACCAGCGACCGACGUUUACACCACAGACCAGCGACCGACAUUUUACUCCACAGACCAGCAAACGACGUUUACUCCACAGACCAGCAAACAACAUUUACUCCACAUAGCAGUGACCGACGUUUGCUCCAGAUACCAGCGACCGACAUUUUACUCCACUGUCCAGCGACCGACAUGUACUCCAAUCUGGGGAUUGCAUGUAGGUUUAAGACUUUUGGAGUCUCCAAAAGUCUUAAACCUACAUUCAAUCCCCAGACUAGCAACUCACGAUUACUCCACGGACCAGCGAAUGACGUUUACUGAAUAGAUCUGUGACAGACGUUUACUCCACAAACGAGCGACCGAAGUAUAUUCCACAGAAUAGUGACCGACGUUUGCUCGAAGACAGCGAAUAUGGUUUACUUUUCUGUUCAACUGUUCAACUUAAACAUACUGACCUUACGAACAGACACACAUUUCUUAAUACCGAAAAUUAUUACUUUCCUGACUACUAAGUUUGACAUAUUUUAAUUUCUAUCUAUGAUUUAAAUUUAAACAUUGGCUAAUCUAUAUUUAAUAACAUUUCUAAUUUAUAUAUUAUGAAAAAUGAAUGUGAAAUGGUUGUUAUUAAUACUGUUUUCCAAGAGUGCUUAUUUAAGUAACUUUAUUGGAAUUACUAUGGUUUUGCGAUCUUUACAUUUAAAAAAUCUUUUCGUUGACAUUUGAUUAAUGACAAUUUAAUAUAAUAACAUGGUUGGAAACCUGGCAAGGAUCGAAGAACACCCGUAAGCAAUUCGGUUGUUAUAUUGGGAGAAAAAAACAUAUGCGGAGUCUAUAAUUAAAUAUACAAACUUUAUCAUGCUUGUACUUGAACGCGAGUGAUAAAUAAGAACCAAAUUAUAUAAUAUUCCUAUCAAGACUUUGGCUUAAUUUUAUUAAUUAAUAAUAAUAAUGAUGACUCAAAGUUUGCAAACACAAGCAAGGUAUUAAACUGUGAGUGUCUCAUUCAAAAAAUGUUGACCAGCAUUUUUACUAUAACAACAGGAGAAGAAAAAAUUUCAUGGAACAAUUUUAUAGUUUUUUGCUGGCUAAGAAUAUCAGCACUCUUUGAUUCGGUGCUAAAACUCGCCACUGAGAAUAGCAAGAUCAUUGUUGUCGAUUUAAACUAAUAAUUAGAAUAAUUAUUUUUCUAAUUCAUACAACUGCAAUGUCAGAAGACAAUUGUAAAUCCUCCAGGAAACACUUUUUUUUGCCUAUCUUGCCUAGACUGAAUGAUUUUCAGCUGUAAAGUACGUCAUUGUUUAUAUUAUAUGUUUGUAAUCAUGACUUACAAAUAUAAUUUAAAUGUUAACAAUUUUUAAUAAAUCUAAGUCUUGUACCUGAGAUAAACCACUGUAAAUAGUAUUUCUGAAAACAUGUUUAAUGUAGAUAUGUAAUAUAUCAAAGUUACUGUAAAUAACUUUUAUUAGACCUCUAUGGUUGGUUUACUUAUGUUAUAUUCAAUGUACAACACAUGUUAUAACAUCAUGCGAAGUACUUAUGUAUAGUAAAAGGUGGUAAAUUAAUUUAUAAUUAUUUAUGCAUGAUACUGCGUUACUAUAAAUUAUGUAUUUAUGUUUGAGAAUGUAAAUAUUUUAUUUUGCAUAAUUAUUAAAGGGUAAAGUUUAUUCCACUUUACAACAACUGUUAAUAAAUAUUAGCAAAGAGGCAAAAUGAUAAGGUUCAUAGAUUAAAAUCAACAUAUCAUCUAAAUAAAUCAUUACGUUGUGAAAAUUAAAAGAAAAUGUCAUUCAAAAUAUUUGAUAUAAUUUUUUAAUAAAUAUAGGAU
Messenger RNA from Bacillus rossius redtenbacheri, 14958 nucleotides. RefSeq names its product lactoperoxidase-like. Gene Ontology annotation, biological process: response to oxidative stress. Bases 17 to 3757 code for a protein of 1246 amino acids. Lineage: Eukaryota; Metazoa; Arthropoda; Insecta; Phasmatodea; Bacillidae. The record is from RefSeq and is a predicted model, not a curated record. The transcript is spliced from 15 exons. Gene Ontology annotation, molecular function: heme binding; peroxidase activity.